Arachis duranensis is the source of this 1856-nucleotide messenger RNA. RefSeq names its product interactor of constitutive active ROPs 3. The transcript has 2 exons. The record is from RefSeq and is a predicted model, not a curated record. Bases 422 to 1720 code for a protein of 432 amino acids. NCBI's taxonomy places the organism in Eukaryota, Viridiplantae, Streptophyta, Magnoliopsida, Fabales, Fabaceae.
UUUCAGAAAUGGCUCCUCUGAGGUGUCUCGGAAGGUGUCCCCUCGCGGCCGCGGCGUGCGCCAGCUCAGGCCUUCUGCACUGUACAUUGAUUCUGCAUCAACAUUAAAUCAAGUUCAUAGAACAACAUCAAAGGAUAGAAGCCCUAAAGUCAUUGAUAGAAGAUCACCUAGAAGCCCUGCUCCUGAGAGGAAAAGGCCAAGCAGAAUACCUGGAUUGGAAUCUCAGGUUUCUCAUCUAAGAGAGGAUUUGAAGAAAGUGAGGGAGCAGCUAAGUUUAUCUGAAUCAUGCAAGAAACAAGCUCAACAAGAAGCUGAGGAAUCCAAGCAAAAACUCUUUGCCUUGUCUCUCAAACUUGAAGAAUCACAGCAGCAAGUUCUAAGCCUCACUUCUGCCAAUCUUGAAGAUUCCCUUACAUCUUCCAUGAUUGAAAUUCCUCAUUGUGAAAACUCACAGACACAGUAUCCAGAAUCAUCAGAUUUGGAACUACUAAACCUGAAACAAAACUUGGCAGAAUCUCUUUGUAUUGUGAAGAACAUGAAAAACCAGCUCAAGGAUUGCAAAGAGUCAUCUCAGGCAGAACCUUUGGUUGAUGAGACUUUGCGAAAACUCGAGGCUGCGAAAAGAACUGUGGAGUUCUUGAGGGCUGAUGCUGCUAAAUCUGCUACAGAAAUAGACCCAUCUAGAACUGGAAACUCCCUCCAUCCGCAUGUAAGCAAACACGCAACCGGCCUCGUUAGUAGCAAAAUUGUCCACAAUGGAAAUCUUGUUGAUGAUCAUAAGCAUAAGCAUGAAGCUGAAAAAUUGGAAAAGCAAGAGGGUGCUGAUCAAAUUGGUUCUGAAAUUCAGUUUCUCAAGUCUGAGGUAGAAAAACUGAGGUGUGCCAUGGAGACUGCUGAGACUAAAUACCAUGAAGAGCAGAUUCGGAGCACGGUUCACAUCAGGAACGCAUAUGAAUUAAUGGAACAGAUGAAAUUAGAAUCAAGUAAGAGGGAGUCUCAAUUAGAGGCUGAACUUGGAAGAAAGAAAGCUGAGAUUGAAGAUUUGAAGGGUAACUUGUUGGACAAGGAAACAGAGUUGCAGUGCAUUGUGGAGGAGAAUGAGAAGCUGAAUGCAAGGAUUGAAAUGAACUUGUCAUCACAAAGAGAACAUGAAAAUGAACUCAAGAUGGAGAUUCAAAGAUUGCAUGAAUGUGUUGCUGAAAUGAAGGCAGAGAUGAUGGACAAGGAGACAACACUUGAGAGCAUAUCCGAAGAAAAUGAAAUUCUGAAGAAUAUGGAAUUCAAUAAGGUACUGAGUGAAAGUGUGGCUGCAGAAAUUGAGGCAGCUAAGGCUGUGGAACGCGUGGCGGCCGUGAAGCUUGGGAUUGCAAUGGAGGAGGCAGACCGGAGCAACCAGAAGGCCGCGAGGAUCGCGGAGCAGCUGGAAGAAGCACAAGCAUUGAAGUCAGAAAUGGAGGCAGAACUUAGAAGGCUUAAGGUACAGUGUGAUCAAUGGAGAAAGGCUGCAGAAACUGCUGCUUCUCUGCUUUCAACAGGAAAGGGGAAACUCACUGAGAGAUCUUUGUCUCUUGACAAUAAAUACAAUAUCCCUUUGAUGAAUAACAAGUAUGAGCCUUGUUGUGAUGAUAUCAUCAUUGAUGAUGAUGAUGAUUUCCAGAGAAAGAAAUAUGGUAACAUGCUUAAGAAGAUUGGGAUCUUGUGGAAGAAGCCUCACAAAUAAUUGUCCACUCUCUUGAUUCAUGGAGACCUAUAAAUGUGUAGUAGUACAUGAGUAUUUUGUGUUACUUAAAUUUGGAUUUCAUCAUCAUGUGUUUCUCAAUGUUUUGAUAUAUAAUGCAGUUCCUAAGUUUUGUUCA